AUGGCGAACCCACUUUCCAACAUGAUGUCUUCCCUCUCUCUCGCGCCGCCGAGCUCUCCGCCGCGCGCCGGCGCUUCCUCAGCCUCCGCAUCCACAUCAGCAUCCGUGUCAACAAACAAACCCCCUCGCCUCGGCGGGGUGAUGACCAAGUACAUGAACCCUGACUUUGUACGGCCAACAAACAAGGGUCUGUUCACUCGUCCACCUGGUACAUCUGCCACUACGGACGCAGCUGCUGCGGCACGAGCACCCCUCUUCAAGCUCGCUGGCGUCAACACUACCAUUCCCCCUCAUCCACCCAUCCCGGCUGGUGUGGCCAAGCAGCACCAGCAGCCAUCGGGAAGUACGCCUAAAAAGCACGGAAUCACUCAACAUACCGCACAUGGUUUGCAUGGGCCGGCGCACUCGACGGCGGGUCGGUCGAUGGCGCCGAGUAUACAAGCGCGGGCGGGAUUGGCGUCGAAUGGCGGGAUAGGGAAGUAUGACGGUGGGCUUGAGCGGGACUGGGAGGGCAAGGAGGCGCCAACGGGGGAAGCAGCGAAGAUCUUAGAUCUGGAUGGUAUGAAUCCUGGCGGAAUCCUCAACAUCCGAUAUCUAUCAGACCUGGAAAUUGGGCGUCCGCUCGGAAAAGGCAAAUUCGGACGCGUCUACCUGUGUCGCACGAAAGGCCCUCAUGAGUUCAUCCUCGCGCUCAAGUGUUUGCACAAGCAGGAGAUCGUGCAGGGGAGGGUGGAGAAGCAGGUCAGGCGCGAGAUUGAGAUCCAGCAGAAUCUAAGACAUCCCAACAUCCUUCGACUGUACAAUCACUUUCACGAUUCAAAGCGGAUCUUCCUGAUGCUCGAGUUUGCGCUGAAGGGCGAGCUGUAUAAGCAGUUGUCAAAGACGGGCACGUUCGGAGAGAAGCGGUCCAGUCGGUAUAUCCAGCAGAUGGCUGAUGCAUUGCAUUAUCUGCACGGCAAGAACAUCAUGCAUCGGGAUAUCAAGCCGGAGAACAUCCUCAUCGGCUUGAACGGAGAGCUGAAACUCGCUGAUUUCGGAUGGAGCGUGCACGCACCAGGAGAUCGUCGAAACACCCUCUGCGGGACGCUCGACUACCUACCACCAGAGAUGGUUGAGGGUCGGGUGCAUACCAAAUAUGUGGACCUCUGGGCGCUAGGGGUGUUGGCGUAUGAGUUCUUGGUGGGGACGCCACCGUUCGAAGACCGAGCGGGCACGCACGCGACAUAUCGCCGGAUAUCCGCUAUCGACCUCAAGAUCCCGAACACGGUCUCUCCUGAAGCUGCCGAUCUGAUCAAGCGACUCCUGCGAUACAAGCCAGAAGACCGACUGCCCCUCACCGAAGUCCUCAAACACCCCUGGAUCAAGAAGUAUGAGAAGCGGAAGACGGUCAGCGGAGGUCAGGCGACAGCGGCGCACCGGGAGUCAUAG
Messenger RNA from Dioszegia hungarica, 1428 nucleotides. Its product is annotated as kinase-like domain-containing protein. The transcript has 8 exons. Gene Ontology annotation, biological process: mitotic spindle organization; regulation of cytokinesis; protein phosphorylation. The record is from RefSeq and is a predicted model, not a curated record. Gene Ontology annotation, cellular component: spindle pole centrosome; spindle microtubule; chromosome passenger complex. The coding region runs from base 1 to 1428 and encodes 475 amino acids. Gene Ontology annotation, molecular function: protein kinase activity; ATP binding. Lineage: Eukaryota; Fungi; Basidiomycota; Tremellomycetes; Tremellales; Bulleribasidiaceae.